CUGUCCACACAAUGCUAACCCUUUAUCAAAUGAUUUUCUGACUAUGCAUGACAUAAUUAACAGACAGAAGAUUAAUGGUCUCAUUUUAUCCUAUUGAAAUGUAUAAUAUUUUUUAAAUGUUCAUAUCAGAUCUUGGCAAACAUGUCCACAGAGUUGGAGUUACAUCAUUUUCUCUAAGACUAUAUUUAAUAUAUUCUAUUAACAAAACAACAAUUAUAUAAAUAAAACCAAAACAAAAAUGGCAUAUUAGAGUUUAUUUUGUGUUAUUUUAUUUCCCCUCUGACGGGGGGCUUAACUUCCGGUUCCUCUUCGUCACUGCCACACAACUUAAAACAGACAAAAAAUGAAUACAUCGAUACAUGACUCAACCUGGACUCAACACAGCCAGAGAAAUAUUUAUCCUGCUUGUUGUAACCUGUCUCACCGACGCCUCUAAACUCUUUUUAGUUUGCUUCCCCGGGUUAGCCCAAUAUGAGCAGCCUGUGUGUGUUUGCAUUCAGUGGAGUGAGUUCGGAAAGUGCGCAGAGGGUCUUGUCUCGGUAGCUAACGUUAGCCCUGCAAAAACAACCAUCUGUGGGCCGCUGUGGCUGUAUCGUUCACGGGACUGGUACUACUGAAGGAGCUAAGCACCAUGAACCUGAUACGUCUGCUGUGCCGCCACAAGACAGCCUUGGUCAUCGGCACUGUGUGCAGCUUUGCCGUAGUGCUGGUCUUCUUGGCGAAAUGUACCUCAGAAACCCUGAAACAGGGACACCAGGAUCCUCCAGGCCUGGCCCCUCGUGCCAAUGCUUUAGAAUCCCGUCCAGAGCAGUAUUACCCCACUUCGACAUCCAAACACUUAUCUGCAUUUCUCGUGGUCCUCAUCACGACUGGACCUAAGUACACAGAGCGGAGGAGCAUCAUCCGCAGCACCUGGCUAGCAAAGCGGGACUCUGAUGUGCUUGCCAAGUUUGUGGUGGGAACCCAGGGGCUUCCAAGCGAGGACCUUCAGAACCUUAACACAGAGCAAGGGCGGCACAAAGACUUGCUCCUUCUGCCUGAAUUGCGAGAUUCAUAUGAGAACUUAACACUUAAGCUGCUGCACAUGUACUCCUGGCUGGACCAGAAUGUGGAGUUUAAGUUUGUCCUCAAAGCAGAUGACGAUACAUUUGCUCGCUUGGACCUCCUUAAGGAGGAGCUGAAAGGGAAAGAGCCCAACAGGUUAUAUUGGGGCUUUUUCUCAGGGAGAGGGCGAGUGAAAACUGCUGGGAAGUGGCGGGAAAGCUUUUGGGAGCUGUGUGACUACUACCUGCCAUACGCACUGGGUGGAGGCUACAUCCUGUCGGCUGACUUGGUACGUUAUGUGCACCUUAAUGGGGGCUACUUUAAGACAUGGCAGAGUGAGGAUGUGUCCCUGGGCGCCUGGCUGGCACCAGUGGAUGUUCGGCGGACGCAUGACCCACGCUUUGACACAGAGUAUAAAUCGCGUGGUUGCAACAACAAAUACUUGGUGACACAUAAGCAGAGCUUGGAGGACAUGUUGGAAAAACACCAGACUCUGCAGCGUGACGGCAGGCUCUGCAAGGAGGAAGUCAAACUGCGACUGUCCUAUGUGUAUGACUGGAGCGUGCCACCCUCACAGUGCUGCCAGAGAAAGGAUGGCAUUCCUUAAUUUUUGUGCUUUUUUUUAAGGUCCUGAAGUUGGCUUCUCAUUUGAAUAUUCAGGAAAAAGAAAAUAAAUCAUGUUUUUUAACCAAUUCUCUGUUUACAUUUAAGUAACAGGUUCCAAACAACAUUGUUAAUGUCUUGAUGUUGAUAGAACACCAAUUCUAGAUUUAAUGUACCCUUAUCUACCAAUUGCAAGAAGGAAUCUCAAGGGCAAUUUCACUGCUUAUUUAUAAUGUUUACCACAUUAAAUGAAGCCUAGCUAAUUUUUUUGCGAUUUCCACCAAUUUGUGUAAGGUUUCAAACAGUGUUGAGAGUUUUCAGUCAGUAAGAACAGGUGUGACAAAUUUAGGUAGAGUGUUUUUUGAGCUAGACUUGGUCUGUGUAGCAAAAGCAAUGACAUUUUUAGUCCAUGUUUGAAAUGUCAAAAGUGGCUUUAAGCAGUCCCUGUAUUACUUGAGUAUAGAAAUUGUUUUUAUCUCAUUCUGAUUUAAAAUAUAGAUUGAGAGCAGCUCUUUGUUGUUUUGUACUGUUUUCGCCAAUGGAACAUAGUUGAUACACUGUUAAAGCUUUUAGCAUGACCUAUACCACCAGUUCCACAACUUGCAGUGAUGUAACGAUGGGGAAUUGACUGAAAAAUAUAACCCAAUAACUCUCGAACAGGAAGCCAACUUCAGCCUUUUGUUCUUUUCUACAAGAUUGCUCAUUUAGCCUUGUUUUUGGCCCCAUGCUUAUGUCAGAGCUUUCCUUACCGCCUCUUUUCCACGUUGGUUGCCUAUUUCUCUCCUCAGUCUGCUUCUUCUGCAGUAUUUCUUGUUGUAGCUUUUCCAACACUAUGAGAUAUGUUUUUGAGUAAUUUCAGUGUAGUAGAUAGUACAGGGAAACGCAGAUGGGAGAAUCUUACCUUGCCAUGAUGUCUACAUGUUUUCUUGUGUUUUUUAUUUAUUGUUAAUUUAUUCUGCAGCCAACACAACACACUGGUGCUGACUUCAAAAGCACAGUGGUGGUGGUGGCUGCUGCUUUUGAGCGGAAUUUUUAUUUAUAAAAUGUUGGGGGACGGGAUCAUGUAUAAUAAAAAAAAAAAUGUAUAGAAUUAUUUGACAAGAGAUGUUUACUCUUUAAAUGGAAACUAUUGAUGAAAAUCAUCGGUAUGACAAGGAGAUGGAGAUGCAAAGAAUGGGUUUUAUUCAGCAGGCCUUUAUAUACACUACACUGGAGCCUAUGUGAGGAUAUUUACUAAUACAAGGCAACAGUCACACUUUAAAAAGUUAAGAUCAUUACGUUUACUGUGCUGAGAUCAAGUUAUGUAAAUGUUUGUUUGCAGGGCACCACAGAUUCAGAACCUAAUUUUUAAGUCCAUAAGUCAUUAUUCAAAAAUGACUUGUUCCCGUGUCUGAUGUGAACAUCUUUAACCUGAACCUACCCUGCAAUGUCAUUAGCUGUAUAUUGAACCUUGUGAAAUGUGUGCAGUGUAUAAAGGUUAUGAUGUAUUGGAGCCCCGACAGCUGAGGAAUACUGCAAAAAGAGAUAUGUCCAAGCUCUUUUUCUUAUGGCAGCUUGUUUAACUUUGUGAACAAUGAAUCAUUUCUCACAGUUGUCACAAGCAGAUUCAGUUUAAGUGUUUGUUUUACGUACAUGGCCGGCCUCCCUGGAUGUUUAAUUAAACAUUGUCAAACUGU
Messenger RNA from Eleginops maclovinus (Patagonian blennie), 3323 nucleotides. It is a transcript of the gene b3galt6, whose product is annotated as UDP-Gal:betaGal beta 1,3-galactosyltransferase polypeptide 6. The transcript has 2 exons. Gene Ontology annotation, biological process: glycosaminoglycan biosynthetic process. Gene Ontology annotation, molecular function: UDP-galactosyltransferase activity. The record is from RefSeq and is a predicted model, not a curated record. Gene Ontology annotation, cellular component: Golgi membrane. Bases 632 to 1651 code for a protein of 339 amino acids. Lineage: Eukaryota; Metazoa; Chordata; Actinopteri; Perciformes; Eleginopidae.